Messenger RNA from Vanrija pseudolonga, 1950 nucleotides. It is a transcript of the gene nosA, whose product is annotated as C6 finger domain transcription factor nosA. The record is from RefSeq and is a predicted model, not a curated record. Gene Ontology annotation, biological process: regulation of DNA-templated transcription. Lineage: Eukaryota; Fungi; Basidiomycota; Tremellomycetes; Trichosporonales; Trichosporonaceae. Gene Ontology annotation, molecular function: DNA-binding transcription factor activity, RNA polymerase II-specific; zinc ion binding. The transcript has 5 exons. Bases 1 to 1950 code for a protein of 649 amino acids.
AUGGAUCAACAUAUGCGCGCAGAAGGUAGGGCCGACGCGGCAGCGUCGCGCCCAGAGCCGGGUGCGAAGCAAACGCGGACCAAGAGCGGCUGCCUCACGUGUCGCGUACGCAAGAAGCGCUGCGACGAAGCUCGACCAGUGUGUGCAACAUGUACCCGUCUCGGCAUCGACUGCCUGGGCUACGAGGGAGCUAGCAAGCCAGCGUGGAUGAAAAAGCGCGAGAUGAUCGCCGAUGUGUCCAGGAGAGUAAAGAAGGCGGUGUCCGAUACGCGGACGGCCAAGAUGAACCUGCAUUGGUCUGCCAAAGCAGCUGAGCGGGCACGACAGAUGGAGCGGCGCAUAGGUGGGGCAGAAGGCGGGGCGGUCGUCAGCUCUUCUUCCCCCGUGCAACCCGAGAAUCCACUGUCCUCCAACGACGUGAAUGCAGCAGCGGAUUUCGAUUCCCGACCGCCCUCUGGCAGCGGACAUGUUGACCUCAUACAAGACUUGGCCGACCUCUUGCCAAACCCCAUGGACAUCGGCGGGGAUCCUGACGUGACCUCAAUCGAUAUCAGCUCUAUCCCAACCCAGCUGGUACCUGCUGCUGCAUCCCCGGGCGCCGAGUCCGACCUCGACCAGGACCUCAUCUCACUCUUGGGCCUCGACCCCACCAGCCUCGUCCUCACGUUACACCCAACAGCGAGCUACUUUCCCCUCCUAUCCCAGCCGUCGUCGACAUACCCAACGCCCACGCCGACUCACUCACCAGACAUGCGCUACUUUGACCACUAUCUCAAGGUCAUCCUACCGUACCAGUAUCCCUUUGACCGCCAGACCAUGGUUGAUCUCAUCGCGCCGCUGGCCUUUACCAACUCGGUCGUGUUCGCCUCCGUGACGAGCAUGGCCGCGCUGCAUAUGGGCUCCAAGAGACAAAGACGACGUCCAGGUGCCAGCCACCACCUCCCGAUGCCCGACACCGAUGUCGAGUUUGCAGAAACAAGCCUCCGGCACAAUGUCAACCAGCUCAAGACCAUGCCAUUGACGCGGUUUGACACACACGAAAUGAUCGUCGCGACAAUGGCCGUGACCAGCUUCCAUCUGUUCGACGGCGGCAAUCGCAAGGGGUGGAGGGAGUCAGUCGAUCUGUGUCGGCGGUGUCUGGCGUCGACACUACGCGGGCAAGGAUUAUUUUCUCCUCCCGACACGUCGGGCCUCAUGAGUCGCCUCGGACAUCUCCUCAACCCGUUGAUAUGGACCGACAUUCUCACCUCGGUGACCGAAGGGGUGGCAUCCAAGUUCCUCCCGCUCUACCGCACCCUUCUGCUGGACGGCCAUACCGAGGCCGUCAAAGGGAGGCUGCUCAAAGAGACAGUCAUGGGCUGUGAUAGCACGACGCGCCUCGCCCUUGCCGAAACGAUUGCUCUGUCCGAAUGGAAGCAAGAGGCCCAACGGAUGGGCCAACUGUCGUUACGAAGCUUGCUCACACAUGCGAGUGGCAUUGAGCGACUCCUGGAAGAGCGGCACUGGCGGGAGAGCCAUCUGAUGGCAGCCACAGACCUUGGUGGCCAACAGCGCAACGCCAUGUCGGAUGUCUUCUACCAAGCCGCCCGAGUUCUCUUGGCCACGGUCGUGAACGGCUGCUUCCCGGACGUGCUCGAAGUCGCAACAACAGUCCGAGAUACAAUGGCAGCCCUGACCGCCGUGGACACCAUUGGUGUUGAGGGGGCCGAUCGGGCACUGGUCUUCCCGAUCGUAAUCGCCGCCUCACACGCCUCAAGCUUGCCCCAGCGCCAAUUUUUCCUCGACCGCUUCACUCGUCUGGGGGACGAGGCGCAGUUUGGCAAUACUCAGAGCGCACUUCGACUCGUCAACGAGAUAUGGCGACAACGCGACGGCGGCGCGCCCGGGACGGAAGUGUGUUGGCGGACAGUGAUGUUUGAGCUCGACGACGAGGGGCUGUUGCUCAUCUAG